UUCUAGUUUUCGUAGCAUUAUUCCUCUAUCAGAGACAAUUCGACAUAGUUGUUUUGCUUUAUAAGUGGCCAUUCAGGGUUUCCUCAGGAAAAAUUAAAACUUUACAAAAGUGAAGAGAUACAACAGCAAAAAAUAUAUUAAAAAUUUACAACAGUAAAAACAUUAAAAAAUCAACACAGCAAAAAGCGAAUCAACUCAUGAUGAACGACACAUCAGUUUUCGUACAACUUCCACCAAACAUACAAUAUCUAUCUGUUUGUCACUAUAUUACAACUCUCGGAAUUAUCUUUUACAACGAAAGCCUCAUUACAUUAAAUCAGAGAAAUCAGUCUGUUCCUGUACUAAAUACUUAUUUUAAAUACCUCAAUAAUUCCAACACUGAAACCGAAACAAAACUCCAGCUUCUACAAACAAUAUUAAAAGGAACCGAUCUCUACGGUGGUGGCGAAAAUGAAACACUCGAUACAAAAUACGUAGAUGAAACAUAUCAGUACAUCAUCAACAAUGCUCUAUUUUCACACUAUGGUAACAUUAACGGAUAUUUAGCAAAAAUAAUCAAUAAGGCAGAUAAUACAUCUUAUUCCACGUUGAUGAAAACUAUAAAGCAGGAGCUUUUUAACAAUUACACAAGUAUAGAUUACUGUUCAAAAACAAACAAAAGCCCGAAACUUAAUUUUUUGUCAGCUAAAACAAUUUUUUCUGAAUAUAUUCUGCCAAUAUUUCCCGAGCCAGAAAAUCAAGAUAUGAACAUAAUGAGUGUGGAUUAUCUAUACGCAAUGGCUGGUUUAAAAAUUGUCAGAUCUAUACUUGGAGAAAAAAUAAACGUUUCGUUUGAUAAUUAUAUUUCAAUAUCACGAGAGAUUGAUUUUCAGGCGUCUUAUGGUAACGAAUCUUAUGAAAUGGUGUUUAAUCUUUUUUCAACACCGGCAUUAUUUUUUUACGCCACUAAGGAAAAAGAAGCAUUCAGAAAAAAAAAUCAAACUUUAUUAAAUGCAGAAGUUCGAAAUGAAGCUUAUGAUAUUUUGUUUUCACAUAUUAAUAUAACAAUAAAUGAAAGUAUAAAUCGAACCUUAAAUAACAAUCUUUUUUACAGAUUUCGGAAGGAAUUGAAAGAUUUAAAAUAUCGUCCAUUUAUUGCCACAACUAUACUUGAAAAACAUUGUAACUAUUCUCAUUAUAAAAAUAAUUUACCUCAAUUUGUGAAUAAUUAUAUGUCAUACAAUCAUUACAUUGUAGGAUUGGCUCUUCCCACUGGUUGUUUUCUAGACAAUCUUCCCAAUUUGGAAGAUGUCUAUAGGACACAGUUUGAAAAUGUAGGAAACACAUAUUUUGAAAUUGAAAAGAUUUUGAUAAGAAAAGUUUUAGACGAUAAUCAUUUGAUAGAAAUAUUAAACAGAAGAAGUACUGUUAGUCUUGCACGAGUUCCAGAUUAUCCAAUGUACAUGACGAACAUACCACCUAUGGCAGUAAAGAUAAACCCCAAUGUAACCCUAAUGUUUGCAAUUAAAGAAAGAGGAAAAACAAAUUUUUACGCAUUUAUACAUAACGAUACAUUACCGACAUUACUCGUAAAAAGUAAUAACGAACAAGAAUUUGGUAAAUUAGUUGCAAAUGAUCCAAAUGCACAAAUGGAAAUAAAUAUAGUUCAAAAUGAUCUUAAAUCCGCUCAUGAAGACAGCGAAGUAUUUAUUGAAAGGUUUGCCAACGUAAGAAAAGCAAACUUUUUAAAAAACCUAAUGCAUCAAUAUAGAAAUGAAACUACAAAAGAGAAGGUUUUUAAUUUUUUAAAAGCAUUUAUACCUUUUUAUAGUUGUAUUGAAAGCAUACAAGAGAAUGACAAAGUUGGAGCCGCAUUAGGCUGUACUUCAGAUAUUGUUUCAUUGAUUUCUUUACAAAGUUUUUUUGGAAAAUACGCAACUAAAAUAACCAACAACUUAGUAAUUGGAUUAAGCGAAAAAUAUGUAAUUAAAAGUAGUUUAUCAAGAAUAGCAAGUGCCACUAAAUUAACUACAUUCUAUCAAAUUUCAAAAGCGCUGGCUAGAACCGUUUUGCAGGAAAUUCUUACCAAGCAACUGUUAAAAGAUGUAUCUAUUGCCUUAAUACAAUUGAUAGAUCCUAGGUUUGAAUUAGUUUUCAAGUUAAGCAAAUUGGGCUCCAAACUAUUCCACAAGAUGUAUAACACUAUGAUUCAAAAAAUUCCAAAGAUUUCAAUGAAUAAAAAUCUAAAAUUGUUGUUAACAACUAUGUUAAAAAAGCUGAAUACUAAUAUAGAACUACCAAUCACAACUAAUGGUCUCAUGCCAAAUGUUCUGCAUGAAGAGAAGAAUUAUAAACUCUUUUUACAUUAUUAUCCCGGCGGUGAACACUUUUUUGGACCAAAAUUCAUAUCAUCAUUUGAAAAUACUGCAGAACUAAGAACCAUUGAAGGCAAUCUAUUACCAGUUCCCGUGUUGCCAAUAAAAGAUAACAUGAAUAAAAUUUCCUAUCGUGUAUAUAAUCCAGAAACUAAUGAAAUUUCUAAUUUGAAAUUUGAAAUGGGAGAAAAUGAUCUACUCCGAAGUAACAUGCCUUAUCUUAAUUCAAAUGCAGAUAGGAAAAUAAUACCCACACUACCGGAAUCCGAACAACCUGCUAUAAAAGGAAGUUUGCCAACUGAUAAUAUUCCUUCAACAUCAAAUGGAUUAAAUUUGGAAAUUUCGAGGGCAACUGGACAACAUAUUGCUAAAGGAGAAUUGCCAACUGAUAAUAUUCCGUCUACUUCAAAUGGAUUAAAUUUGGGAAAUUCGAGGGCAACUAAACAACAUAUUGUUAAAAAAGAAUUGUAUUCAACAGAAAGUUUGCCAAAUGUUGAUAUUUCUAAAAUGGGAAAAAAGGAAAUUAUUCAAAGACUUUUGCCUUAUUUUAAUCUACAUGAAGAUACGAAAAUAAUAAAAGAUUAUCAAGUUUAUCAUAAUACAAUUGAAUUGAAUAAGAUACCAAUGAAGACAUCAGGUACGUUACAAGAAAGAGUGCCAAGUAAUAAUAAUUUUGAUAAUUCAAAGGGAUCUGAAGAAUUGGUUCAUUAUAAUACGAAUAAUGGGGAUAAUAAACUAAUGAAUUCUGCUAACUCAGGAACUUCAGAAGAAAGAUUGUCAGAUUUUGAUCAUUUUUAUAGUGGUGAAUUGGGUGGUGAAUUUUGGGCUAGAAUUAUAUUUGGUGAUAUUGAGUAUGGGGAAAUUUUAUUAUCUAUAAAUGAUUUAAAAUAUGAAAAAUUUGCUAAUUUAUACAAAAAUAAAGUAAAAGUUUUAAUAAUAAAAAAGAAUUUAGAGAAGAUACGAAGCAUUCAAGACAUAGUGAAGCAUAAAAUGCCAAGACACUUGUAUUUUAGUCAAACAUUAAAAGAACAAAAUAUUGUCAAAUAUUUGGAGCAACUGAAAGGAAAGGACUUUUAUUUUAAUGAUAUUACCCUUUUGACAGAUAUUCCACAUGGUGAAAUUAAACUUCUUAAUAAGGUAUCGGCGAAUCCGUUAAAAACAGAAGUUCAGUAUCAAAUAAAAAUUAAUUCUCAAUAUGGACUUGUUGAUUUGGCGGAAUUUGAAACGGGUUUUAGAAACCAAUUUGUUGUUUUUCCAGAACUGGAAUUUACAGUAGAAAAUACUGAAUUCGUAAAUGGAAAAGAUUUUUUACUUGUAGAACUAAAACAAAAGCCAAUAUUGGAAUCCGAUUGGUUGCAAAAUAAAAAGAACUAUGAUAUUUUACUUCAAAAUAAAGAAAUAACUACAUAUGAAAGAAGUGUAAAUAUUGAAAAUGCAGCUAAUCUUAUCUCAUUAAAUACUCCUCUGCAUAGAUUAACUGAAAUGGAAGAAAUGUUAAAAGGUUACAUUUUAAGAAUCGAUCCAAUUGAAACUCGUGUUCCUACUUAUGAAAUGUUGGCAAAGGAAAUAAAUACACGUAUUACACCUUGUGAAAUAUUUAACGAAUGGAAAAUAACAAAUCAUAUUUUUAUUGACGAUGUACUAUUUGAAAAGUCUUUAUAUCAGGUAAAAAAUUUGGAAGAUGCGAAAAAAACAAUAGCCAAUAUUUUUGAUAAGACAUAUGAACAGAAUGUUGAAUCUGUGUUUGAAAUUUUUAAUUCACAUUCAAAUGAGCAUAGUAUGCUUUUUGAGGAUUAUUAUGUAUGGUAUUCACAUUUAAAGGGAACUUUACCAACAAGUCUACAUGCAAAUACAAGACUUAAUGCUGCAUUAAACAGAUUGGCUCUUAGACAGUGUGAUGAUAAAUUUAUUCAAUUUCCAAGUACCCUUUAUUUUGCUAAGAAAUAUGAUGGUGAUAUUAGUCAAAGUCUUGAAAAUAUUCCAUUUUAUUCUAAUGUAAAAGAUGCUUUAAAAAAUACUCACAGAACUAACUAUGUUGAUAAAAUACUAUUGUUGGAAUUAAAUUUUAAAAAUUCAUUUGGAAUAGCGUACAUUGAUCCUUAUUAUUUCAAUGUUCCCAAGAAACUGUAUUAUCUUACUGAUACAAUAAAUUUUAAUAUUCUUGGAAAAGUGGAGUAUGAAAAAGAAAAUAUUUUGAGAGUAAUAUAUAACGAUUUUGAAAUUCCAAAAGAAAAAAGAAUGAUUAAAUUAGUAAAUAAUUUAAAUACAUUAUUUUCAAGUGAUACUAAAUUUUACGCUAAUCUAAAACCAAUUGUUGAAGGAAAAUUGCCAACUUAUAGAAUUCCGUCAACUUCAAAGGGAUUAAAUUUUGAAAAUUCGAUGAAAAAUGGACAACCAAUUGUUAGAGGAGGUUUACCAACUGAUGAUAUUCCGUCAACUUCAAAGGGAUUAAAUUUUGAAAAUUCGAUAAAAAAUGGACAACCAAUUGUUAGAGGAGGUUUACCAACUGAUGAUAUUCCGUCAACUUCAAAGGGAUUAAAUUUUGAAAAUUCGAUGAAAAAUGGACAACCAAUUGUUAGAGGAGGUUUACCAACUGAUGAUAUUCCGUCAACUUCGAAGGGAUUAAAUUUUGAAAAUUCGAUGAAAAAUGGACAACCAAUUGUUAGAGGAGGAAAUACGAUAAAAAAUGAACAAUCAGUUAAUAAGACGCCAAUAAAGAAGAAAAAGCCUAAUGCAGAUGAACAUUUAAAUCCAGAUUUGUCUUUAGUUAAAAAUAUUAAUUCUGAUAGUUCACUUGAAACAAUGAAAAAUCCUCCAUUUGGAGAAAUUAAUUUAAAAGAAAAUUUUCCUGCACAUCGUACUGGAAUUUUAAUGAAUUCAGUACAACCUCUUACAAAAGAAAUUUUGCCUCAAAUUCCCUUGAAUCAUUACAUUGACGAAUUAGGUGAAGAAAGCUACAAUUUAUACGUUGAAUCAUUAAAGAAAUUUAAAAAGCAAGGAUUACAACUUAUAAAGGAAGAUAAAUUUACCAUGCAAUCAGUUCGAUUACUUCUCAAUUAUUUAUCUCAAUUUCAAAAUAUUGAUACAAUUUUAAAUGAAGUGAAAAAACUUUAUUUUCAUCAAACAGUAACUAAUUCCAUAAUUAUUGAUAAUUAUUUAAGUAAAUUAGAAGGAUCCAAUUUUUAUUUUAAUGACAUUACACUAUUAAACGAUAUUGAACCAAAUAAUAUUAUCAAUAAAAAAUUAUCAUUAACUAAUACCGAAACAGAAGUUCUCUAUCGUGUAAAUUUUCAUUCUAAAAAUGGAUUUAUCAAUCUUGCUGAAUUUCAUGAUAGUUUUAAAAACGAUUACAUUGUAUUUCCAGAAAUUUCAUUCAAUGUACAUAGUGUAAAAUUUUUAAAUGAAAAUCGUCUUUUAGUAUUAGAUUUAAAUCAAAAAUCAAUGCCAAUUUCUGUUUGGAUGGUAAUUAGAAAAAGAGAUUUAAUUUUACUUGAUAUUGAAGAAAUAGAAACAACUAAAAUAAUGAAAUGUAUUGAGAAUGCUGCUUUAUCAAUAUCAUCUAAUUUUCCUGUACAAAGAUUUAGAGAUAUGAAAAUAAUUUUUAAAAAAUAUAUUUUAAAUACUGAUCAAUAUACAAGUAUUGUUCCUACUUAUGAUAAAUUGGCAGAAGUUUAUUCUGUAAAUUUUAAGAUUCCAAAGAACUAUAAAGAGUUUGAAAUAUUUAAUGGUCCUUUUAUUGAUGAUGUAUUGUUUUAUGAUAAAUUACAUAAAAUUAAUUCAUUGGAAUCGGCAAAACAAAUAAUUAAUCAAUUAUUGAGUGGAGUUUAUUUACAGAAUGUUGAAUCUGUAUUUAAAAUGUAUCAGAGUGUAUCAUUAAUAAAAAAACAAAUUCGAUUUGAAGAUUACUAUGUUAUAUAUUCAUAUGUUUCUAAAACUUUAUCAAUAGAUGUAAAUAAUCAAAAACAAUUAACAAUUUCAUUAUAUCGACUUGCUUUAAGACAGUCUAUGAAUGAAAUGCUAUUAAAGAAACCAAUUACUCUUUAUGCUUUUUUUGUUGUACAUAAAUCAAAUAGUUAUAUGCCAGUUUUUGAAACAAUGAUUGCCUGUUAUUCAAAUCGGGAAAAAGUAAUUAAAAAUUUUCCACUCGUUAAAGCAGGGCAGAAAAUAAUAUUGUAUGAAUUUGAAAUGUUUAACGAGGCUGGAAUAGCAAAUAUUGGUCGUGUUUUUCCAUUUGAAAAAGAUUUUUAUAUUAUUCCUCAAGAAGUAGAAUUUAUGAAUAUGCGCCUGCAUAAGGAAAUAAUUAACGAAAAGUUAUUUUUCACUUAUAAGUUUAGGGAAAUCAAUUUGAGUCAAGAGAAACUUAUUGCUAAAUUAGCAGUUAGGUUAAAUACUUUACUAUCAUGAAAUGUUAAAUUCUACGUUAAUGAUAUCUAAAUAAAUUUUGAUCAUUGUUUUUUUUCAGUGAAAUUAUGUAUCUCAUUUUAUUGUAAAUUCCUAAACUGAAGUCCUGCGCUAAUAUUGAAAUUUUUCUAUUCAAUAUUUGUUUAAAUGAAAUUUUUUCCCUUGAUAUUAAUUUGUUAGAGUGUAAAAAUACCUUAAUAUGAUAACUAUAAUAAAAGUUACCUUCAUUUUUAAUUUAACUGUUGAAUUUUAUUUAUAGUAGAUAAGAUGGAGUGAACGAAAGAAUUAUUUAUUUUAAUAAUAUUAAAAAAUUUUAAAGGCUAUUAUAAUAGACGUGU
This is a messenger RNA of Leptopilina boulardi, 7093 nucleotides long. RefSeq lists its product as uncharacterized. The transcript has 3 exons. NCBI's taxonomy places the organism in Eukaryota, Metazoa, Arthropoda, Insecta, Hymenoptera, Figitidae. Bases 198 to 6758 code for a protein of 2186 amino acids. The record is from RefSeq and is a predicted model, not a curated record.